UUUUUGAAGAUGCAUGUGUCCUAAAUUCAUGAAACACAUGCCUCGUAUUUUGGAGCAGUCAGUGCAAUUUGGGAAAGAAAUCAAGCAAAUCUGUAUGUGAAUGAUAAUAUUCAGAUGUAACCCCUUUUGUAACCCUUAACAUUUUCAUAAGUAACUGUAAUUUAAUUAGGCUACACGUUUUUUCUCAAUAACUGUAACAAAUUACAGUUACAUUUACUUUGUAAUUAACUUACGUAAUUCCGUUACAUGUAGCCCACUAGUUACUCCCCAACACUGCCCACAAGGCAUUCUAGCACUGUGGCAGAACAAAUAUAAUUCGCAUCUCUAACAUCCAUGAUUCAUUCAGAGGUUAAUGCCAUUGGACGGCGCUGGGAGACCGAGUCAGGUGAUUUCCAAGGAAGCGAUUCAUUCAGUCAUCCUCCACAGAGAGGGGAGCCCGCCCAACCCGGAUGCACAGAGCGUCUGUAGGGCGGUCAGCUGUGGGGUUCAGCCGGGUUUAGCUCGCAGGAUCGGGGGUAUUUCAGCACCAGAAAGGACGGACAGCUCCCGCGGCGUUCAGCUUUGUUUCCACGCCGCUUCUGAGACCCGCGCCCGCUGCAUCUCGCGCAGAGGACCGCGACGCAGAGGGGCUCGGUGGAGCAGACUGCAUGCUGGAUUCGACGCUUUUAAGGAGGUCAUUUGCAUGCGGAAUCUCGCCGGGUGCAGCAGCUCUACGUCGGGACUGAGAAACGAUGGCGGAGUGUGGAAGGAGGGGACUGUCGCUCCUCGAGGAAGCGCGAUCUCGCUACGAGAGCCUGCAGAUUUCCGACGAUGUAUUUGGGGAGUCGGGAGACGACAGCAGCGAAAACCCCUUUUACAGUACGACGGGAGACUCCAAUUCGGAUAACUACACGGAGACGAAUGCGGACGAUGCCAGAGCAGGUGAAGCGAGGAGUCAGAGCUGCGGUCCCCCCGGAUCCGUCUCCAACGGCCAGGCGCAGGAGGAGGGCUGGAGCGACUCGCUACAGGACCUCAACGUGCCCCACUAUCAGGACACGCAUGGUCCGACACAGAAAAUGCCGGCCACUUCCACGGCCAUGGACUUCUUCCAGAUGUUUGUCCCUGACAACGUCAUUCAGAACAUGGUGACCCAGACUAACAUGUAUGCCAAGAAGUACCAGGAGCGCUUUGGCAGCGAUGAAGGAUGGACCAAUGUGACGCUGGCUGAGAUGAAGGCCUUUCUGGGCUACGUUACUUCUACUGGCGUGAACCGUUGCGAGUCAGUGCUGAGUAUCUGGAGCAGCGGAUUCUUCAGUAACCGCAGCAUCGCGCUCAAGAUGAGCCAGGCACGGUUCGAGAAGAUCCUCAAGUACUUCCACGUGGUAGCCUUCCGCUCCAGCCAAGGUGGUAAUCAGGGCCUCUAUAAGAUCCAACCCUUCCUGGACUCUCUCCAGCAGAGCUUCGCCUCGUCCUUCAGGCCCUCACAGACACAGGUCCUCCAUGAGCCCUUGAUUGAUGAGGACCCCGUGUUCAUUACCACAUGUACAGAGAGGGAGCUGCGCAAGAGGAAGAAGAGAAAGUUCAGCCUGUGGGUGCGACAGUGCAGCUCCACUGGUUUCAUCUGUCAGAUCUAUGUGCAUCUAAAGGAGGGUCCAGGUCCAGAUGGUUUGGACACGCUGAAAAAUAAACCCCAGCUUCACAGUCUGGUGGCCAAGCAGCUCUGUCAGAAUCUGGCUGGCCGUAAUGCAAUCAUCUUCACUGGUCCAAGCAUCACAAGUCUAAACUUGUUUCAGGAAUUUGAGAAACAGGGCAUCUACUGCUGCGGGUUGCUGAGCACCAGGAAGAGUGAUUGUACAGGUCUUCCUCAGUCUAUGCUGAUCAAUACCGAGGCUCCACAGCAACGUGGCCAGUCUCACAUUAAGAUGAGAGGCAAUAUGUCCGUAAUCAACUGGUACAACAAAGGCAACUUCAGGUUCCUCACUAACGCCUACUCUCCCACUAAAGAAGGGGUGAUCAUUAAGAGGAAGAGUGGAGAAAUCCCAUGUCCCCUUGCUGUGGAGGCCUUUGCUGCACACCUGAGUUACAUCUGCAAAUACGAUGACAAGUACAGCAAGUACUUCAUUUUCCACAAGCCUAAUAAGACCUGGCAGCAGGUGUUUUGGCUGACCAUCAGCAUCGCCAUCAACAAUGCCUAUAUUCUUUACAAGAUGUCAGACGCCUACCACGUCAAACGCUACAGCCGGGCGCAGUUCGGCGAGAGGCUGGUCAAGGAGCUUCUGGAUAUGGACGACUGCUCACCCACUCAGUGAAAGAAACCGCAUGCUGUCUCUAAACCCCCCGUGACAACCCAUUCAUACUAACAUACUCAAAUACACUAGCAUUCUGCACUUCAGGGUCAUUUUGAACAAACAAACCCUAUAAAUAACGCAAAAUGUGUGCCAAGUUCGGCUGAAAAGGGACGUUUUCCAUCUAAACUCACAUUUAACAUCCCAUUUGGCCAUUUGAUACUACAGGACUGAUGUACAUACGUCACUGUAACACUUGCUGCAUGAGAAACACGAAAACGUGCCCUUUGUAGAUGUGCAAUGAUUUUUAUCCAUAGAGUUCCAGUAAUAGUGUUGACGUAGUUUUGAACCCUGAGGUACAUGUUUUGUAAAUUCUCUGUUUGUGAGCAGCAUAUCCAACAUUCAGCACUGAUAAAUAUACUGUAUAUACUCUGUGAUUGAGGUGUUUUAUCAGCAAAACCAGAAUGUAAUGCAAUUCACACGUUAGAUCACAGAACAUCGUAGAUGUUGUCCCAAAUACCUGGGCUUUUUUCUAUUUUAUAUCACUUAAUAUUUAUGAUCUUUACGACUCUUUUUUUAAAAAGGCAGCAACAUUAGUGACGCAGAUUAUGUAUAAUGCCACACAGGAGGUGAAAUGUGGCAAAACUACUAUGCUUUCCCAAUCUUUUUUGCACUCGGAAGUAGCGGUCAGGAUUCGCAAAAGUCUAAUGAUCCCAAAUUAGAUUUUAACAUAACUAACUCCUUUGUCUGCCUUUCAUUAAUAUCCAUAUCGUUUUGUCAAUUAAAUUAUUAUAAUGAAUAUACAGUAGGAAAAAGGCCCAAUAUACAGUAGUAUACCAAAAAUAAUGUAAAUAUUAUUUCUAAUAAUUUAUUUCUAUAUUUUUAUUAUGUGUAAUUUAAACUGAUUACCUAGGGGCACUGAUGUAUUUGCAAAUGAAUCAAAAAAAAAAAAAAUGAAUGAAAUUACAAAAGACUUUAACUAGAAUGUCUAUCUACCUGUAAGUGGGUGGAUUUAUGUGGUCGUUCACUGUUCCAGAAUCCUAUCAAAAGAUCAGUUCUCCAUGUUGCUAUAUUGUAACCAUAGUAAUGACGGUACAAUCGCAGCCCGUGGCAUAAUUCGUCCCUUCAAAGAACCGAAGCAGAUUCAUUUCCCUCAGGUAAUAUAUUUAGUCAAACAUCUCCCACUGUAUCACUGUGUUAUAUUCAUGACCACUGCAAGGGACAGAUGUACUAUUGAGUGAAUUUGUCUCAGAUUUACCAGACAUGCUUCUUAUUUACUGUGCCAUCACCUGCUGUUUUUCUUUGUACUGAGUGAAACGCUGCAUACUAACAAACCAAUUAGGAUGUUUACCACUGAACAUCACUUAAAACAGGCUUCUUAUUCAGUCUAUACAAAAAGUCUACUUGGUAAUGUCAGCUGUAGUUAUUCACAAUAUAUAUACGCCAUAUUUUAUACCUGCAUCUCUUUUAAAUCAAGACAAAAGCAAUGUUGUAUUAUAUAGGUGUGCUCAUAAACAUGAUUGUUUUUUUUGUUUUUUUUGUCAUGAAUGUUGCAAACAUUUGAUUUCACUUCAUUGUAAUAUUUUUGUACUACUAACCUUAUCUACAUAUUCAGUAUACUAAAAAUACACUUCAGGCGAUAUCUGCCACCUAUGCUUAUCUAAUAUAAAUGGCAAAAGAUGAUUUUGAGAUUGUAUAUCUGUGUUUUUCAGAACAUCCUUUGAGUUAAAUCUGCACUUCAGUGGGAAUUAUUUAAUUAUUUUGAUCAGGCAGACAAUGAACUGUAAUGGCGUUAGAGAGGUGUUUGACCUUAUCUAGGGUGACCUCAGGGUUUUGUAACUACAACACCUGUAGUGCAAUAUAACGUUGGAGAUCGGACCGGGUGCUAUGAACAUCUCUGCCAAGAACAUAAUCUGUAAGCCAGAAAAUGGUCGGCAUGACCAAGACUUUUAAUUAAAGCUCUUGCUGGUGCAGAACAUUAGAAUAAAACCGUUCCAAUAAGCAAAGUUUCUGCUUUUGCACUGGCCGCUAACAUUGUAGGAUAUACUUCAGGGCCAGCUUCAUGUGGCAUGAUAGCAGGUAAAAACAAACUGUCCUUUUAAUAACAACACAGCUACGACAACUAUAUAAUCUCAUUUACUGGACCAAAUUCCUCAAUAUCUGGUCAAUUUAACAAGAACCCAGUGUUGGACAUGUAUCUAUUUCAUGUAUGAAUGUUGUGAAUGUGCCGUGUCUUGCUGUAAUAAUGCUUGGUGUUCCUUCAACUUGUCUUCUCACUGUGAAUGUAGGAAAUGAUUCAGCUGUAUGUGAGAGUAUCUGUGUUAUGUGUAAUGUUCACCCUCACUGUAUGUCCAGUUAUCAAACUGACCUGUGCUUCACCUCCCUGCCUCUAUGUGAGUUUACACCAAUUUGCACACUAAUAAAUGUUGUUUAUACAUACUUUUUUUCCCUACAGUAAUUG
Messenger RNA from Onychostoma macrolepis, 4725 nucleotides. It is a transcript of the gene pgbd5, whose product is annotated as piggyBac transposable element derived 5. The transcript has 7 exons. Lineage: Eukaryota; Metazoa; Chordata; Actinopteri; Cypriniformes; Cyprinidae. Gene Ontology annotation, biological process: non-replicative DNA transposition. Bases 732 to 2288 code for a protein of 518 amino acids. Gene Ontology annotation, molecular function: transposase activity. The record is from RefSeq and is a predicted model, not a curated record. Gene Ontology annotation, cellular component: nucleus.